Messenger RNA from Acanthoscelides obtectus, 577 nucleotides. Lineage: Eukaryota; Metazoa; Arthropoda; Insecta; Coleoptera; Chrysomelidae. The record is from the annotation of a GenBank genome assembly.
GCACUGGAAAGUUUAAUAGAUCGAUAUGUGAUUAACAGUAACAUUUUAUAGAAUAUGUAAAUUGCAUCAUCUGAUCCAUCUUUAAUUACUAAAAGAGUUACGUCAUCUACGCAUAUGUAAAAAAAUAAUGGCCUCCGUCUCGGCUAAAAAGAAAACGAGCGAAAUAUGGAAAUUUUUUGAUCGGAUAGACGAAGGUCAUGCAAUAUGCACUAUGUGUAAAUCAAAACUUUCAUAUAAGACGAGCUCGUCAAAUUUAAAAAAGCACUUACAAAAGAAACAUCCUACGGUCACAAUCACUUUUUUGGAAAGUAAGAGGUCAACAGUGGUAGCCCAACAUAAAGAAAAUGGCCAGAAUAAAGAAAGUAUUGAUAACGAUCGUCCAUCUACUUCAGAAGUUUCAUCACUUAAUUCCGUGGAAGGUCGAACGGCUUUAGUUGAACAAAUAAGUCACAUCAAGAUCAAACCAGGGUCGACAAUUAUUUCCGUGUACCUCCAAAAAUAUCUGUUAGAAGCAAAGACAAUUUAGAUAAAAACUUGCUUGGCUUAUUUAUUAAAGACCUUCAACCUUUUUCAGUAG